CACGCCCAUCUGGUUGAAUGUACUGUCCACGUCAGAGACACUUGCUAAGCUGUUGCCACGUAACCCAACUGACAUUGUAUAAUGUUUGGAGACCAGAAUAAAGCAAAACCCAAAGCUGAACAAGCACAGGUGUCAGCAGGUAAGCGGGUAAGAAGCAAACCCACGCAUGGCGAAGGCUUGUUAAGGUGACUUUUGGUAUUUGGAUCUGACAUUCCGUAAUUCAGAAACUAGAUAUGCAUAAUUACAUUUCCGAUCUUUAGAUUACCAAAGCUCGAAACCAACCCAUGCAAAUGUCUAGCUUAUUAAUUAUUAUUAUUAUUGAACUUUGUGCACCAAGCCAUUGAAACUGGAAUUGGAAACCUCAACUCUUUGGCAAAUACCCAAAUACUUGCACCUAAGCACUCUAUUCUAUAUAUGAGGUACCAUCUGUAGCCCAUUACACAGACCAAUCUUCUUCUGCUUCUCCAACUUCAAUGCCAUCUUCAUCGUCCGGGUGGCUCUACCAUUUUUUGCGCCCUUUCUUCAUCCACGUGUACGGCUAAUGUAUCUUCAAAAUCUACUCUACUGGUUCUUGCUGCUGCUGUAUAUUGUAUUAUAUAUUGUAUUGCAAGUUGAAGAUCCAUGAACGUAGUUUUAUUAAUACUCCUACAUUCGCUUCAUUUCUCUUAAUUCUUUCCCUUCCAAAUAUUCUCUGCAGUCGUGGUCAACUCUUUCGCAGGCGAUGUUACCUCUGGUCUUGACAUACUUUCUUCUCUUCUCACUGCUUUAUCAAUCACCCAUUUCCCAUUCUCUUCAGCAGAGUCAAGAGCUUCAACAUCCCUUUUUGGUUUCAAAUCAGUGCGAUGAGAAAUGUGGAAACUUGCAUAUCCCGUUCCCGUUUCACUUGAACAGUUCUUGUGCUUCAGUUUCCACCGCUUUCCAUCUCUACUGCUCCAACUCAACUACCCUUUAUCUCAACAUUGGCUCUCAAAGCUAUAAAGUCCUUGAAUUUUUCUCUGAUGGAAUUUUAGUGGACUUUCCUGAUAGCUCUACUUGUCGCCACUAUAAUGAUUUGAAUUCUUUUGGCUUCAGUGGAAAUGGCCACUUUGGGAUAUCGGUGGAUAACGUUAUUGGCUUGUAUGAUUGUGAAGAUUCUUCUUUGUGCAAGGCAGAAUGUGAGACGAUCGAUUUGCCUGCCUGUGAUGACAACUCCAACGACUCUCCUGCCUGCUGUUAUCCACUUUCCGACCAUAGUGCAUGGGAUAUAGGAGAUGGGUUUUCUGUGUUUUCCAAGUUUGGAUGCAGGGGAUUCUCUUCUUGGGCUAUUUCUCGUGGUUCAAAUACAGGAAAGCGAGGGGUUAAAUUAGAAUGGGCGAUUCCAGAUGGAAAUUCUUCCAAGAAAGCUUGUGCUAUUAAUGCAAACACAGUCAAUGCUACCACAGUUGAAGGAGGGGUUAGGUGCAAAUGCCAGGACGGCUUUGUCGGCGAUGGAUUUGCCAGUGGUGUGGGGUGUUUGAAAUCCUGCAUCAAGAAUGGAGUGGAAGCAAAUGGCACUGAGUGCUACACAAAAAAACAUAGCGAAAAAACAGUUUCCAUUCUAGCUGGAGUUGUUGGCCCAGUAUUCAUUAUUGCUUCCCUGAUUGCGCUGUUUUGUCUGUUGAAGAGGCCUGGUAAAUCCGGUGCAUAUGACCUUGAUCAGGCACAUUUUCAUAGCACAAUCUCAUUCAGGAAAGCUUGUAGAACUCGAUUAUUCACUUACCAAGAGCUGGAGGAAGCCACUAAAGGAUUUGAAGAUAGUCAGAAACUUGUGCAUGGCAGGAAUGGAACCAUUUAUGCAGGUGUCCUUGGCGAUGGUUCACAAGUAGCUGUGCACAAGGUACAGUGCGAAGAUCAAAGAGACCUAAUGCAAGUCCUGUCCCGGAUUGAGCUUUUAUCUGCAAUUUCACACAGGAAUGUGGCACGUCUACUUGGAUGUUGUAUUGACUCUGGCUACACUCCAAUGGUGGUCUAUGAGUAUCCUGCAAAUGGUACAUUAGAGGAACAUCUGCACCAAAGCAGAGGACUAGAGAAAAUUGGCCUUGAUUGGUACAAGAGAAUGAACAUUGCUGCUGAAAUUGCAUGCGUCUUAGUUUUCUUGCAGUAUGAAAUAUUUCCUCCUAUUUUUCACCAUAAUAUCAAAUCUGGCUGCAUAUUUCUAGACGAAGAUCAGUCGGUCAAGAUUGCUGGCUUCAGGCUACUUGAACCAUCAAGCCUUGCAAAUGAGUGUUACUCAAAUAAUAUAGGUGAUGUUUCUGACAUUGGUGUGGUGCUGCUAGAGUUAAUUACAGGCUCCAAGAAAAAAGACCUCCCAGCUGUAGCAUUGCAGCAGAUCAGGAGUGGAAAGCUAGAAGAAAUUGUGGAUCCAAGUCUUUAUUAUCACGAGCAACCCCCAAUUGGCAGAGAGCAGAUAGAGAUAGUUGCAGAUAUUGCUACGAGAUGCCUGUUGUUCGGUGGAGAUGGCAAAAUUGGAAUGAUGGAAGUUGCUAGGGAGCUUGUACGCAUUUCAAAAGAGAGCAUUGAUGGAAAUGGAAGCAAGAGGGGACCUGCACUAGAAGAAACCUUCUCAAAUUCAAGCCUCCUUCAGAUGAUAUCCAUGUCUCCUGACUCAAUAUAUGUGCCUUAAAUUUUGUUAAGACUGUUGUACAUUAAUUACAUACAUAUGCAUCUUUGCUUUAUCAA
Molecule: messenger RNA, 2697 nt
Organism: Manihot esculenta (cassava)
Lineage: Eukaryota; Viridiplantae; Streptophyta; Magnoliopsida; Malpighiales; Euphorbiaceae
Product: probably inactive receptor-like protein kinase At2g46850
Exons: 3
Coding region: 722-2641 (639 amino acids)
Biological process (GO): protein phosphorylation
Molecular function (GO): ATP binding; polysaccharide binding; protein kinase activity
Source: RefSeq, a predicted model, not a curated record